AUGAAGGCAAUAAGGUCAUUUUUUACAAAAACACCAGCAGCGACGUCCCGGUCUGAGGACCCUGACUCACCGUUCAUACGCCCGCCAACUGUUUCCUGGAUAUUACAACAUCGCGCCGAGCUGCAAAACCAAAAGCCAUCGACAAGAGGCAGGACGCCCUUGGCAUCACUCUAUCGCAUUUGCGAGUACUUUGUGGUUGGCGACACCGCCGGAAUACGGGCUGAAGUCGAGUUCUUCUUCAAUCAGCCGUCGUGGGCACUCAACAAGAUUCCUGACCCAGAGGACCCCGAUCCUGAACGGUAUGCUGUAUUGGCUGUGCUCCCAUACUACAUGGCCCAAGCAUUCAAACGGCUCAUCGAACGAGGACUUCCAAGGGACAGUCCAGCAAUAAUUAUGGGUGACGCUGCGGAGGCAGAGCUGAGAAGCAAGGCGGUGGUGCUUGAGAAGGAGCCGGAAUGGGUUUCGCAUGUACCAAAGCUGAAGAAGACGUUAAUGAUCCCUGAUUGCGACGGCAACGCGCCUGCGGAGGAUGCGAGGAGUGACAAAUUUAUGGAUAUGAAUAUCAUCGCAGAAGCACCGUACAUUCUGUUCGUCUAA
Peronospora farinosa is the source of this 597-nucleotide messenger RNA. Lineage: Eukaryota; Oomycota; Peronosporomycetes; Peronosporales; Peronosporaceae. The record is from the annotation of a GenBank genome assembly.